AUGGUGAUAAAUAGUAAGUAUUUAGUAACAACCAGGGUUUAUAUCGAGAAUCACCUAAAGAUAGUAAAUGUGCGCAAUGAAAUCAUCCGUCGUUUAUCUGCACUGCUGGUUCUGGAUGAAGUCAGUAACGAGGAGCUGUGUGAAGUCAAAGUGCUUCUGUGUCCGAUCGUUUCUCGGGCUGGAACUGAUAUUGAAGCGGCUCUCUGUGGCCUGUCAGCUGAUAAGCCCACCGUAGUGAUAGUGCUGCACCACACCUUCGAUCCUGAUUCCACUGUACCGUGUAGCAGCAGAUAUGACAAGCACAAUCUGAUGAUGGUAGAUGUCCUGUUCCAUGAGGAUGAGGGACUGCUGAAGGGACCAAAGAAUAAUGAAUCGUACAACAAAACAGCCAAUUUCCUCAAACAACACGGUCACCAAUCUUUAAAACCUGAUAAAAAAGUUUUACUGGUCAGUAUUUUGGAAAACAUUUCAUCUGAUUUGCCUAAAACUGGAGCAUAUGCGUGGAGCCUGAUUAAGAUACUUCUCAUAAUAAUCAAAGCUGUUAACGUUAACAAGCAGGUAUCCAACAAAAAAGAGCCAUGGUCCAAAACAUUAAUGUAUUCCUUUAGAAAGCACUGGUUCCUUUGGAUCGCAUCCAUGGCUGGUACUCUGUACAUGGAAGAAGCCUGUAAACAACAUUCACAGCCCAAGAACAUCACAGACCGCUGUAGGAACUAUUGGCCUCUGUGGACUGCGUGCACGGCUGUUACUGUACAUGCUGCGGUAUUUAACAAAGCUUCACUGACCAAGAGAAUCCUGAACUCCAUCAAGAGACAUUUGGAUCUUUGGGCUGCAUGCAUGGCCAUUGAUCUGAGGGCUGAAGAACCCUGCAGAGAGGUAUCAGAGCCCAGGAAAAUCAUGAACUACUUUAAGAAGUAUUGGCCAUUCUGGACUGCGUGCAUGACCAUUACACUGAAUUAUGCGGUCCACAAACGUCUGAAAAGGUCCAGAAACACAGUGUUAUAGUUGUUAUUCUACACAAUAGUGAGCCUCAAGAACAAGAUUCACAACCCAAACUUAAACAAGCGUCUACGGCUUGUCUGUGUGAACUCUAAACUAAAGGAUGCUAUGUAAUUGUCCAGUGUGCUGUAUGCUUUACACCAGAUGUAACAGGACUCAUGUAUGACAGAAAGGUUCACUUUUGGUUUAUCAAUCCAGAGAACAUUAUUUUAAAAAUGCUCAAUGGUUAUUACAGUGUUUUAUUUUUACUAAAAAUAAGCUGUUCCUUUUGCUAAGCAUUGUUAGCAAGUUUUCUGACACUGCAUUUUCUCAACGAAUAACAAUGUCUGCCUAAUCUCUAAGUGAUGGUUACACUUUACAGGGUCGGCAGUAAUCAAGCCUGGGUGUACCAAGUCUAAUUAAAUCCAAUUAUUAAUUUAUUUGGUUAAUGGUUGGUUGAGUAACUAGAGUAAAGGCAGUUGUAGCCUAGUGGUCAAGUUACUGGACUAGUAAUCGAAAGAUUGCCGGUUCAAGCCCCACCACUGCCAGGUUGCCACUGUUGGGCCCUUGGGCAAUGCCCUUAACCUUUAAUUGCUUAGGCAAUAUACUGUCACAGUUCUGUAUGUCGCUUUGGAUAAAAGCGUCUGCUAAAUGCUGAAAAUGUAAAUGUAGAGGAACAAUUACUUCUCACACAGGAUUCGUUGGUUCUAUAAACGUUUUUCUUUAAUGAAAUGAUAAUUUUUAAUAACUGUAUAUUGUGUUCAAUCAUUGAGCUUGUGUUGUGUUGUGCCUAAGUUUCAGGGGCUGAAUCCUGGGCUGGGCUCACAAAUACAGAAGGUGCACGGCAUAGCGUGAACCUAGCCAUCUGGGGUGGGGGGCAUCAUAACAGUGCACCCUCAGUGCCAGUCCCAAGCCCAGAUAUAUAGGAAAGCUGUAUCAGGAAAGAUGUCUGUUGAACAUAAACUGUGACAAAUCACAUAUGCAGAUGAAUGAUUAAUACAUUGUUGAAACUUCUAACAGGAGCAGCUAAAAGGAAUCAUUUAGUUUCACUCAGUGUUUACUUUAGUUUGGUUGUUCUUGCCACGGGGUGUUACACCAUGGUAAACUUGGCUCUGUCCCAACUUUAAUGUGCUACAGGCAACAGAUUUUAAAUGUGUUUAUACAUGUAUGUGUACAAACUACAAUUGAGUUGUUUAAACAUUAGAUUUUUUCUUUUUGUACUUUUGUUUUACUUUUGUGCAAAUAAACAUUAUGAUUAAGGUUUUCUGAAUAA
Trichomycterus rosablanca is the source of this 2251-nucleotide messenger RNA. RefSeq lists its product as uncharacterized. Bases 1 to 1005 code for a protein of 334 amino acids. The record is from RefSeq and is a predicted model, not a curated record. The transcript has 9 exons. Lineage: Eukaryota; Metazoa; Chordata; Actinopteri; Siluriformes; Trichomycteridae.